Messenger RNA from Erigeron canadensis, 825 nucleotides. RefSeq lists its product as uncharacterized. Gene Ontology annotation, molecular function: zinc ion binding; nucleic acid binding. The transcript has a single exon. Lineage: Eukaryota; Viridiplantae; Streptophyta; Magnoliopsida; Asterales; Asteraceae. The record is from RefSeq and is a predicted model, not a curated record. The coding region runs from base 1 to 825 and encodes 274 amino acids.
AUGACUUGGCAGUCUUUUGUUGGGUUAUUUGAGAGGGAGUAUUGCACUGCCAGGGACUUGGAGGUGUUGGAGCAGUCGUUCUUGACUCUCAAAAAAGGGGAUAACUCUGUGGAAGAGUAUGCUAAGUUGUUUACUGAGAAGAUGACAUUUUGUCCACAUUUGUGCGCUACUGAAGCAGCUACUGUUACUCGUUUUGUGAAUGGGCUUCUAGCUGAGUAUCGUGGGUUUUGUAGGGGUAAAACUACAUUGAGUUUGGCUGUUGAUGAGGCCAAGCGUGUGGAGUAUGAUUUGGGGUCCAAGGUUAGGAAGGAUGGUAAUUCUGGCUUCAAAAGGAGCAAUGAUAGGUCUUCAGGGUCCAAUAAAAGGUUUAAGGGUAAUUCUUCUAAUAGCAACAAUGAUAAGCAGUUGGGAAGUUGGUGCGUACGGUGCAAAUCAAAGCAUACUGGUCUGUGUUCUCCUAGUACUAUGAGUUGUAGCAGGUGUACCGGUAUGGGCCAUCUUGCUAAGGAUUGUACAGCCGAGCCUCGUUGUCAUUAUUGUAAGCAUACAGGGCAUCAGAAACCAGAUUGUCCCAAACUGAAGCCUAUCGAUAACAAGAAUGAGCGACCGAAGACUACAGCUCGUGCCUUCAACAUGACUGCUGAGCUUGCUCGAUCAGAUGAUGAGGUAGUUAGUGGUAUAUUUAUUAUUAAUUAUUCUCUUGCUAAUGUGUUAUUUGAUUCUGGUGCAAAUAGAUCUUCUGUGUCUACUUUAUUUGCUCCUAAGCUUGGUAAAUUGACUCGCCCGUUAGAUAAACCUAUUGAGGUUGAGGUAGUUGAUGGUUGA